CUACCAUCGUCUCCAAGCUCAUCUUUGUACAGCAUCCUCCGCGUGUUGAUUAAGGUCCAGAAGUAUAGCGCCUACACCUUUACUUCGUUUGUAGGGAUCCAUCUUACAUCUGUAGUUGUAGUUCCACUUGUACCUUUGGUGCUGGCUGAUAUCAAGCAGGAAGUUUUUGAAAUGGCCCGUGCAGUCUACAUGUCGAUUCCCCAAUUCGAAAACAUCGUAAUCUUGGGGUCCUCGAUUAUCCACGUAGCUUCCGGUGUGGCUAUCAGGAUUAUUCGCUCAAUACUUAGACACAACAGAGAAAGAGAGAAGGUUCAACACCGUAAACUGCACGUUACCACAGAACUUAUUACUGACGACACUCGUGACGAUAUCGGCUUGGGAGGCAUCACUAACUUGCUAGGCUUGGGCUACACCAAGUCUUUGGUGCUGCAAUACUUGGGAAUGUCUCCCUUGUCUGUAGCAGGCUACUGUUUGAUUCCCUUAAUUCUGUGGCACUACGCUAAAUUCCGCUACGUGCCUUUAUCUAUCGAUGGAGAUAGUUCUUUGGUAAACCUUAACUACAUUAGUUACUACUUAAAUAUCAGUCCCCAGGGUACAUUGGGUCAGUUUGUCAAUUUCUGGGCUCUAGCUUCGUUGCUCUGGGUAGGCACAUAUCAUAUGGUGAAUGGCCUAAUGAAGUUGAACCACAAGUUUUCCAAAAACUGGAAACGGGCAGGAUGGACAAUUGUCAACAGUACGGCAAUUCUCGGCUAUGUGGCUCUAGUAAGCUAUAAGCGUCAGUCAGUAGAGACUCUGGGUUUUAUCGGUAGGACCUUUGUUAAAUAUUUGCAAUCGUUGUAUUUGUGA
Molecule: messenger RNA, 846 nt
Organism: Scheffersomyces stipitis CBS 6054
Lineage: Eukaryota; Fungi; Ascomycota; Pichiomycetes; Serinales; Debaryomycetaceae
Exons: 1
Biological process (GO): mitochondrion organization; lipid homeostasis
Cellular component (GO): mitochondrial outer membrane
Source: RefSeq, a predicted model, not a curated record